Molecule: messenger RNA, 378 nt
Organism: Hirsutella rhossiliensis
Lineage: Eukaryota; Fungi; Ascomycota; Sordariomycetes; Hypocreales; Ophiocordycipitaceae
Product: short chain dehydrogenase domain-containing protein
Exons: 1
Coding region: 1-378 (125 amino acids)
Cellular component (GO): intracellular anatomical structure
Molecular function (GO): oxidoreductase activity, acting on NAD(P)H, oxygen as acceptor
Source: RefSeq, a predicted model, not a curated record
AUGACUGCAGGCGACGUUUUCGCAUCCGGCUCCGCCGCUCUCAUCACGGGGGGCGCAUCGGGGAUUGGUCUUGCGAUUGCCAAGCUCUGUAAGAGCAAAGGCAUGAGGGUGUUCCUCGUCGACCGCGAUGCAGACACGUUGCAAAGGGCAGAGCGCGAGAUCGCCGGCCAAGAUUCGACGGGAAAAGACGUGGUCACUUCUGUAUCCGACGUCAGCCAGCCGGACAGUUGGAAGACGUUGAAACAGGCCGUGACUAAAGCUUUUGGGGGCAUCGAGCUUCUGGUCCUGAACGCCGGCACGGCUGCCAAGGGAAGCUGGGGGAAUGACGAUUAUUUCAGGACUGCAUGUCUCCUCUCUGCGGAAGUGCGCAACCCGUAG